Molecule: messenger RNA, 5539 nt
Organism: Polistes dominula (European paper wasp)
Lineage: Eukaryota; Metazoa; Arthropoda; Insecta; Hymenoptera; Vespidae
Gene: blo
Product: bloated
Source: RefSeq, a predicted model, not a curated record
UUUCUGCGUCGGCGUCGGGACGCUAAACAUCUUUUAUUGGGCCCUUACCGAAGUAAGACUCGUAACAUUCUCCGUUCUCUCUCUGUUGGUAUUCGUUCUGUACAGAACACACCAUCCUCUCUCUCCCCACCCCGUUAAACAUCCAAUCUCUUUCCUUCUCUCGCACUUGCUCAUUCUCGUUCUAUCGGGCCCCGGUGGGGUAGGACGCAGUGGAAGGAGUAGUAAGCGGCCUACGCAGUUUCAACUUCGGUCCCAGCUUUUAUUAGUUCUUCGGCGCUCGGCGGAGAACGUGCGUGCCGGAGCGGUACUCUCUCCCGUGCGCCCAUCACCAUCCGGGCUACUAUAGAUAAGACAAGACGGUUGGUGAUCGGAGAAAAAGGGGUACGUUUGCGAGAAAAUAAAGAAAGGGAAUAGAAAUAAUAGGUAAAGAAAGAGUGAAAGAGAGAGAGAGAGAGUGAGAGAGAGAGAGGGAUAGAAAGAGAGAGAGAGAGAGAGGGUUUUAAAAAAUAAAGAAAACGAAAACGAGAAAGUGCUAUCCAGCUGUGUGUUAUGAUCGGGAGCAUAAAGGCAGAAAGAUGCUCGAGGUUCAGCGCUCGGACUCUUUGAGAAAGGGAGAGGCCUACGACCCUUCCAGCACCCAUUUACUACCCCCCGUAACGACCGGGGCUUCCGUCUCUGGGUGGAAGCCCGCCGAGAGAAGCGUCUCCUUCAAUCGAGACGUCCACGUCAAGAGGAUCGGACGUGGUACACCGCGCGUGGCCGCGGCUCUCGUAGGAAAUGGAGAAGGUAGGUUGAUCUUGAGCCCGGUGCACAAGGAAAAUAUAUUAUCGCGCAGUAAAGAAGACUUAGCUCAAGAAGCAGCAUUGGUGUUGCAACAAGUUGGUAGCUUGCGUUGCGUGGCACACGACAAUAGACGGUUACCUGGUAAAUUCAGCACUUUACCAGCACGACGAGGAGGAGGGAACGUUAAUAAAAAACGUCCAGAAUUGCCGUUAGAUGUAAAGAGACGUAAGAGCGAAGAAAUCGGUGCUACUACGACGAAUAGUGGUGGUAGUGGUGGUGGUAUUAUUGGUGGUGGUGGUGAUGGUGGUGGUGGUGGUAGUGCUGGUGGUGUUGAUAAUCAAUUGUCUUGGACACCAAAACCUAAGAAGAAAACAUUGGAGAGAAGCAACAGCGAUGCGAGUUCGAAAAAAUUGAAGGGUACAUUGGCCAAAUUUUUUUCACCAAAAUUAGAAAGAAAAAGGAAACCUGUGGGACGUAGCGUAAGCGACUUGGGUACGUUCACUAGACAAUAUCGUAAGAGAAGCGGUAGCGAAAGCGAAGGAUCGCAUUUGAGUAGUUCGGCACGAGCAAAGAAACAAUUAUCGCCGAUAAUCGAAGCAUCGCCUCAGGUAGAUCAGACACAACCGUUUCAUUUUGGCGUGGUCGGCAAGGAGGAAGGUAGUAAGCCUGAUGCUAAAAAAUCGAAGCAGGAGGAAGGUGGUACAGAUGUCGAGAGAAUAAUCGAACGGGUCGAAAGGAAAGAGAGGAUCGAAGAGACUAUUACCGAGAUCUCUCUCGAUCGAUCGAUCGAAGACCCGAGGAAAGAUAAUAAACUCGUUGAUAGGCAGAAACGAGUAGAUAUCACGAAUGAUAAGGAUCGUAUUACCGGUGAAGAGAAGGAAGUGACGGCUUCUAGGAGGAAGACGGAAACAACGAAUCGUAUCGCGUCGUCCGAAGUUAAAGAGGGAGAGGGAGAGGGGGAGGAGGAGGAGGAGGAGGAGGUCGACGAGGUCGACCGGGUCGGGAGUAUGCUGCACAGCAGCAGAUACGAUCUUCAGAAACGAGGCGAGGAAUCGACGAUCAACAAGAUGAUUCAUCGAUUGACCAACGAUCGUUCGCCACCGCCACAGCUGACGAGAACUAUGGUCUCACCGGGACCCGGUUUUGGACACAACAAUAAUCGACCCUUCUCUUAUACAAGGCCGAACGAUUCCUGUAGUCCACCACCUUCGCAAACGAACGUUAUGUAUGCUCAAGUGCAAACGGAUAAAAAGAAGGCUCAGAGGAGUCAUUCCGAUAGCGACGAAGGUUUGGGUCUCGAAAGGAAGGACUCGUCUCGCGAGAAUAGUCCAGCCGAAAAAGAAUAUCGUAGAACGGAUUAUUCUUACAGUAGCGAUCUGAGACGUAACAACGAGAUCAAUAAUAUCAAGUCUCGUUACGAGGAAACUCGCAAGAGUACGACGACUUCCCGUUUCGGUAAUCAUUUCGGUGGUUCCAAGGAUUUCCUAUCCUCCAGAGACCUGGACAAUCGGUGUCCAGAAGACGAGAUAGAAUUGGAUCGACGUUACGAACCGGAGAAAUAUACGUCAACGAUUUUCGUCGAUACCAGUGGUAGAGAUAGCACGGAUCUCACCUCGAGACCAAAUCAUCAAAGUGGUAUAUCCAAUAAAACGUCGGAAUUGAGUGCAAGACGAGAUCUUUUAGAAUCUAGGAUCAAAUCGAGGCUACUUGCUGAUGAAAUGUACGCUGCCAAAAAUACGGCAAACGUAUCGAUCAAAAAAUCCGAACACGAGAUUAUCGACAAACCAAUCGUCCCGUCUCCGGUUACGCCUAAUCGAAUAUCAUCGCCUAAACGUUACACCGACACCUACAUCACGGAGACUAGAACUAGCAGCAAUGGCGAGAAAUAUAUUUUUGAAAAACAGAUACACGAGGACAACGGCAAAGUUUAUGGAUACGAAAAGAAAAUUACUAACAAAAUUCCAUCGGAUGGUUACGUCGAAUCCAAACCACGAGAUGGUUAUACGGUUGAAACGAGGACAGACAAGUACGGGGACAAGUACAUCGUCGAAACUAGGACGCACGGUAGUUAUGCGGACGACUUUAAACCUUUUCUCAGUGACAGAAGUAGGACCAGCCCGGAAGAAAGAUUCGAGAAUGGCCGAAAUCAUUUAGGUGGUCCUUAUAAGUCUACUAAUUAUUUACCAGAUGAAUCUACCCAUCCAAGAACGAGUCAUUACUUCCGUAACGAUCCAAAGGACACCGAUACCCUAUCCUCGCCAAUCGUAGUAAGAAAAUUUACUGCGGAAAGGAAACUUUCUAAAAGCGACGAUUUCUUAGAUCGUGACGUACGUCCCAACGAAAAUCUAUCAAAAAUGAAUAAAAAUUUCGAAUCGAUUCGCGGCAUGAGUAAAUCGACCCAACGUUUGAACGAACUUGGUGAUAAUUCGAGAAUUUUACGAAACGAAUAUACCACGAGGUCACACGAGAAUCUUUGCAGUCACAUCAAUGAUUCAAAUAUGAGAAAAGAUGAAAGAUCGUCACCAUUCGCCAAAAGACAUCUCGACAUUUUACGAGAACGACCGAUCGAUGACUAUGACACUGAUAUCUCGCAAAUGACCAAUAGCCAAUUAGAAUCGAAAUAUUACAAAGAGACUCGAACUACCCAAAGAUAUAGCAACGGCAAACAUCCGAUUCACGAUGAUUACGAUAGUUCACCGCCUCGCAUAAGAACCGAUCGAACUGGCCCGAACACUACGAUACGAAAUACCGAUCCUGGUGUUAGUGGUCAUAGUUCGAGUCGUUACGAUUCCGAUACCACUGCUAGGGAAUCGAUUCGUCGUGAAACGCGAUACGACGAACGUACUACUCUGCGCAAGGAUCAUAGAAACGGCAACGUUUUGGAAACCGAACCGAAAAAACCACUGAGAAGAUCGCGCAAUCAUUUGGAUUACUUUGACGAUUCGGAUGCUCGAGAAAGUCCACGUGGUAAAAGUUCUUUAGAUGAGACACCACCGACAAGACCGUUAAGAAGUUAUCACGAAAAUGGUAAAUCGAGACACGGUAGAACGCAAGAAACUCGAGCUUACAUGGAACAACGUCGUUAUCGGGAAACACGUUUGAGCGAUCCUGAUAGGAAAGAUCGAUUAGCUGAUUCUGGAAUCGAAAAUGAUUACAGACGAGAUUCGCAGGAAGCUGAUAGACGUGAAACGAUCGAAUCGGAGGAUGAAGGCUUUGCUAGUAGACAAUUUAUCAAAAAUGAGAGAAGGCAUACCGAUAGGAAUAUGAAUUUAACUCCGUUAGAACAACAAAAGUACAACCACGAGAAAUAUUCGAACGAUAUCGGUAGCGGUAAAUCGAACAACGGAUUGGUCACGUCUAAACCUCCCACUGGUGCUGAUAAGAAAUACGAGAAAAAAGCUGCGAAGAAAAGUGGCACGAUGAGCAAGGUUAAACAGUUGUUCAGUAAAAGAGAAAAGAAAGCCAAGGAAGAGAAGAAUAAGAAGAAUUCGAGAAGUGGUAGCAGUGGUGCAUUGACGGACGACGAGGUCACGAUGCGCUAUCGCGAAUAUCGCGGAGAUCGACUUAGGAGUGCCAAGAGCGCUAGGGACCUUGGCAGCGACAUAAAUCAGGAGGACUAUAGUCAACGAAGACGAUUAUCCACACCAAGCGGAAGUCCAAGUCCACCGAGGCCAACAAGGCUCUCGAGAUCUACCGGUACCCUAACCAGGGACGAGGACUCCUUCUGCGAGUCGAGUAACACGCUCACGAGAGAAAAUCAAGGACAAGAGGCUGAAAGGAAGGGAUGGUUCAAAUCUCUAUCACGAAAAAACAAAUCCAAUACAAAGAGUGUGGAUAAGAAACCAAGAAUACCAGAAAGUGAGAUAUUGACGACCGGAACGGAAGACGAGGAGGCAUCGUCCGCACCGGAACGAGUUUCCGUUCAAAAGAAUCUUCGUUUCUUCGGCGACACCGAUCAGGAAUCGGUUUCAUCGAACCGUGAUCACAGAAACAAACGUGUCGAUGAACGUGGUUGUAUAAAACGUGACGUUAGCAACUCGAACAGGAGCCAUAAUCUUGGCAUAGUAUCACCACCAAGGAAACCACCAAGACUCGCAGAGAGUGCACUUUCUUCCGGUGAGAGUACUACAGGUGACAGCAGUCAACAGAGCCAAAAUUCCCAAAGAUCGCAAAGAUCCGUCGUGUAUUUACACGCGACUACGAUCGGCGAAAUACCUGGACCGAACGAACGACGUAGAGCAGCAAGUCGAGAGGAACUCAAUCGACCUCUGCAAUCGCACACGAGAACCGUGUCUAGGAGCGUGAGCGUUUUAGCUCCAUGGAAACCAAGACACUAUAGGGAACCUUUCGAAAUCAAUUAUGAUCAACAACAGCAUCAAAAACCAAUGAUGACUUUAAGACGUAGACAAAGAAGUCGCGAAACGCUAACACGUAGGGGCAAAGAUGCCCGACGUAGCAAAGAUAAUCUUUCGAAAACCGGUACGAUCAAUCGCAGUACGUUGAAAUCAAAGGACAAGCAGAAAGUGGACAGGACCGUUUCCACGGAAUCGUUAUCGACGAAAUCUCGGAGCGUGAGCUCAAAGCCAGAGCUCAGUAGGUCAACAUCCGUACCACGUGAUCCAAACAAGAGCGCGGGAUGGUUUAAGCUAAAGAGCAAAAAAUCCCGGGCCUAAAUAAAAGGCCAUUGAUCAAUGCUAGUCUUGAGUUUCAUAAGUAAUAUUUUCGUAAUCGUUAGCUGCUGAAAAAAAAAAAAAAU